AUUUUCAUGUCUUUUAUUUGCUUUAUGCAUUUGCAUUUACACUGAAAAUGUAUCAGAAAUAUAGUAAUUUUUUAAACAAAAUGCAUCAGGGCUUUGCUGCAUAGGGUUUCAGACUGCACUUUGUCUUUUAUUGGUUUUUUAAAAUUCUUACACAUUAAAAGAUCAUCACCUGAACAGGCCUCAUACAAAAACAUUAUAAUCUGAAAAUAAGCUAACACAAUAACAGUCAUGAUCAAUUUACAAAAGUCCAAAUGAAAAUCUAAAUCUUUGCUGUUUCAACUGUACAUGGUGGAUGUGUGAUGGAUGGGUGUCUCUCUGGGGGGUGGACUAAAUGAUCCGUUUUUUCCAAUGGCCCACCCCCCAUUUCUCUCGCCAGGUUUUUGUUUUUCCUAAAGGCCCAAGGCUGCACUGGGGUUCAGACUGCACAGCCAAACACUGCACUGAAAACUCCAUCCUUUUUAGAAACGAGCCGCUUUCUUCUUCUGUGUCUGUCAGCGCAGUGUGUCACAGGGGCGGGGUCUUCUGGUGGGAGGAGUCCUGACAGCCGGCAGUGAUGCAGAGUUUAAAUAUAUGGAGAAAAUGUAAAUGGUAUGCGCUGAUUUGUCACUGUGGCUGUUUGAAGUGUUCCUGCAGUGCUCUUAUAAGGCAGCAGUGAGUGUGAUUGGUGGGGGGGAAAGAGUGUGCUCUCUCAGAGGGGGGCCGGGUGUGUGCACAGGGCUCAGUCUCUCUGAGAGCUCAGAGGUGAAGGUGUGAGCAUCCACUCUGCUCUGAGGAAGGUUUGGUUCGUUUGCGCUGAAGAUGGAGAGAUGUCUGUUCUUUCUCUCUCUCUCCUCCCUGCUCCUGCUCUCCACAGUCAGCAGUGAGGAUGUGAGGCUGGUGAAUGGAGGAAGCCCCUGUGCUGGGAGAGUGGAGGUUUACCAUCAGAGAAAGUGGGGGACAGUGUGUGGUGAUCGCUGGGAUAUGAAAGAUGCUGGGGUGGUGUGUAGACAGCUGGGCUGUGGAGAUGCUGUAGAAGCACCAAAAUAUGGCCACUUUGGCCCUGGGUCUGGGACAAUAUGGAUGGAUGAUGUGUCCUGCAGGGGAUCAGAAUCCACACUGAAGGAGUGUGGGUCAGCAGGAUGGGGUGUACAUAACUGUGGUCAUGGAUGGGAUGCUGGAGUGAUCUGCUCAGGUAACGUCAGGCUGGUGGGCGGGUCUGACCUGUGCUCUGGGAGAGUAGAGAUGCAUCAUGGGGGCUCCUGGGGCACGGUGUGUGAUGCUGUCUUUGACCAGCGGGACGCAGAGGUUGUGUGCAGGGAGCUGGGCUGUUGGGCUCCUGGAGAGUUGCGGUGGGCAGCUGCGUUUGGCCAGGGGGAGGGCCCGGUGUGGGCAGAGGAGAUUCAGUGUUCAGGCAAAGAAUCUCACAUUUACUUCUGUCCCAAAGCACCCUCACAGAAUCAACCCUGCUCCCAUGGAAACGAUGUGGGACUGGUGUGUUCUGGGUACACUGAGUCCAGGCUGGCUGACAGCCCUGAUAACUGCUCAGGUCGAGUGGAGCUGCAGUACCUGGGUAAAUGGGGGACAGUUUGUGAUGCAUGCUGGGACAGGAGAGCCUCCAAUGUCCUCUGUCAGCAGCUGAAGUGUGGGACUGCAGUGGCAGUGCCAGGACAGGCCUGGUUUGGAGAGGGGAGUGAGCCAAUCAGAGCCGAUGUGUUUGAUUGCCAUGGGAACGAGACACGCCUCUCACAGUGUGCUGUUUCCUCAUGGAGCCGAGCUGUGCUCUCACAUGGACAGGAUGCUGGAGUCAUCUGCUCUGGCUCUGCCCUCUCAGCUCUGGACGGGACGGUGCGGCUGGCUGGAGAGGGUGCGUGUGAGGGCCAGGUGGAGGUGUACUACCAGCAGACCUGGAGCAGAGUGGGGGGGUCCUGGAGCUUCAGUGAGGCCUCGGUGGCCUGCAGGCAGCUGGGCUGUGGCUCUGCAGUGCAGGUCUACAGCUCCUCUCCGUCUGGGACGGGGGGCAGUGGGGAGUGUCUGAUGGGGGUUCAGUGCUCCGGGAGAGAGGCUCACCUGGGGAACUGCAGCACUCCACACAAACUCACCUGCAGCUCCAGGGAACAGGUGUCCAUCGUCUGUUCCAAUCACAGGACUCUCAGGCUGGUGGGGGGAGGGGGGGACUGUGCGGGACGGUUGGAGGUGUUCCACAGGGGCUCCUGGGGGACAGUUUGUGAUGACUCCUGGGACCUGAAUGAUGCUCAGGUGGUGUGCAGGCAGCUCCAGUGUGGGACAGCCCUCAGUGCCCCGCUACCCUCCUUCUUUGGACCAGGAGAUGGACUCAUCUGGCUGGAUGAGGUGGGCUGUGUUGGGAACGAGACAUCCCUGUGGGACUGUCCCACAGCCGGAUGGGGACAAACUGACUGUGGACACAAGGAGGACGUGGGAGUCGUGUGUUCAGAAUUCAAGGAGAUGAGACUGGCCGAGGGCUGUUCUGGGAAUUUGGAAGUUUUCUACAAUGGCACCUGGGGCAACGUGUGCUUCAAUCAAAUGUCUAGAGACACGGCUGCUCUCAUAUGUCAGGAGCUGAACUGUGGGAAGAGCACAUUUGUGUCUAAAACACAGUCAAGACUGGAAUCAGCUCCAAACUGGCUGGAUCAUUUCAAAUGUCGCCCACAUGACUCCACUCUGUGGCAGUGCCCAUCAAAGCCUUGGGGUGAGAAUACCUGCGGGCAAACCAGCGUGGCUUCGCUUAACUGCACAGGGGAAGAGGAUGAUGAAGUUCCACGAAGCAAAUUGUCAUGUUCCUCAGCAGCAAAUCAGAGAGCUUGCCCAAGUCACUGGCCCCUCCGGCUGGUGGGGGGUGAAGGCGGGUGCUCUGGGAGGCUGGAGGUGUUCCACGGGGGCUCCUGGCGGACGGUGUGUGGAGACUCCUGGGACGCGAUGGACGUCCAGGUGGUGUGCAGACAGCUGGGCUGUGGGUCAGCAGGAAAGGCUCAUAGUAAUGCUACUUCUGGGAUGGGGAACGACACCCUCUGGCUGACUGAGGUGAACUGCAGGGGCACUGAGAUGCACCUGUGGGACUGCCCACACUCUGUGCACCAGCACAGCCGCUGCCCACACCAGAACCAGGCUGGGGUCACCUGCACAGUUCCUUUAUCUGAGUCCAGCUCCGCUGCAGGUACUCCUGCAAUGACUACACAACCAAAAUCACAGCCAGUUGUGUCCAAACGGCCAGUGCCCGGAUCAAAGGAGGUUCCGCCCAGCCCGUCUAUCCCAGCAGUGGCCUUCCUGGUGAUGGGGGCGCUGUUGUUCCUGCUGCUGGCAGUGCUGGGUGUUCUGCUGUUCCAGAACAGAGCGUUGAAGAGAGCCCUGUCUGAAUGGGACCACGCCCCUCUGCAUGAAGCUGUCUACGAGGAGAUCGAGUACAAACUAGCUAGAGGGGGAACCUACAGCGCCCCCCGGUGGGGGAGUGGCCUAUCAGAGGAUCCGCCCUCUGGGUAUGAAGACGUGGAGGACGGCGAGGGACACUCCCUCUCAGGUAAGGGGGCGGAGCUCUGUGGAGCUCUCAGUGGGUGUAGGUGGUGGUGCUGUGGCUCCAGGGUGAUUUUGGGAGGGGUGGAACUCCUGAGUGCUCCUCAGAGUUUCGGUGGCGUAUGUAACAGGAUCACUGGCUGUGAACAGGACAGCUGUGUAGUAAAAUGGUGAGAGAACUGGGCUCAAGUUUGCAGGUUCAAUUUCCCUGAAAGGACACUGCAAGGUACUUAAUCUGAAUUGCUUCACAAUACAUCCAGCUGUAUAAAUGGAUACUAUGUAAUGAAAAAGCUGUUUAAGUUAUGGCUGAAUAAGAGUGUCUGGUAAAUGCCUGUAAUAUAAUCAUAUUGUAGAUAUGGUGUUUAAUCAUGACAUAUAUUUAUUAAAACAGCCGUUAUGGGUACAUGGGGAUAGACUGUUAAUCCGCUACUUCUACCCCUCAG
Molecule: messenger RNA, 3947 nt
Organism: Anguilla rostrata (American eel)
Lineage: Eukaryota; Metazoa; Chordata; Actinopteri; Anguilliformes; Anguillidae
Product: antigen WC1.1-like
Exons: 14
Coding region: 799-3678 (959 amino acids)
Biological process (GO): zymogen activation
Cellular component (GO): plasma membrane
Molecular function (GO): serine-type endopeptidase activity
Source: RefSeq, a predicted model, not a curated record